AUGUGUGGAAUCUUCGCGUGUCACCAUCACCCCGAUGUGCAAAAGUUCAAGCCACAGGCUUUGCGCAUGGCCAAGGCUGUGCGCCACCGUGGUCCCGAUUGGAUCCUCACUCACGAGCGUUUGAGUAUCGUCGGUGUUGACUCCGGUGCUCAGCCCCUUGUCAACGAUGAUGAGACCCUUGCCCUUGCCGUCAACGGUGAGAUCUACAACCACCGCAUCCUGCGGAAAGCCCUGAAGACCAAGUACAACUUCAAGACUCACUCUGACUGUGAGGUCAUCAUUCCCUUGUACAUGGAGCACGGUCUCGAUGCCCCCAAGCACCUUGACGGCAUGUUCUCCUGGGUUCUCUGGGACAAGAAGCUUGACCGCGUUGUUGCUGCCCGUGACCCCAUUGGUAUCACCAGUUUCUACCUCGGUCGCUCUUCUUCCACCCCCGGUGCUGUCUACUUCGCCUCCGAGCUUAAGUCUCUGCACCCGGUCUGCGACGACAUUAUCGCUUUCCCUCCCGGUCACGUCUAUGAUUCUAGCACCGACAAGAUGACUCGCUACUUCGAGCCUAAGUGGUGGGACCCCACCAACGUCCCCUCCACCCCCGUUGACCUGAAGGUCAUCCGUCACACUCUGGAGAAGUCCGUCCGCAAGCGCCUGAUGGCUGAGGUUCCCUACGGUGUCCUGCUGUCCGGUGGUCUCGACUCCAGUCUGGUGGCUUCUAUUGCUCAGCGUGAGACUAUCCGCAUGCAGGACGCUGCCCGCGCCGCCAUAAAGUCUGGGGCUACUACCUCGGAUUUGGUCGGUAUCGACGAUGAGAACGACCUGUCCACUGUCACCACUUUCCAGCAGCUCCACUCUUUCUCCAUUGGUCUGCCCGGUGCUCCUGACACUGAGGCUGCCCUGGAGGUUGCCAAGUUCCUGGGCACCAAGCACCACGCCUUCACUUUCACUAUCGAGGAUGGUCUGAACGCCCUUGCUGAUGUUAUCUACCACCUCGAGACCUACGAUGUGACCACCAUUCGUGCCUCGACUCCCAUGUACCUGCUGUCCCGUAAGAUUAAGGCUAUGGGCGUCAAGAUGGUUCUGAGUGGUGAGGGUAGUGACGAGAUCUUCGGUGGCUACCUCUACUUCCACGCCGCCCCCAACCGCGAGGAGUUCCACAAGGAGACUGUUCGCCGUGUCAAGAACCUGCACUUGGCUGACUGCCUGCGUGCCAACAAGUCGACCUCUGCCUGGGGUCUGGAGGCUCGUGUGCCUUUCCUCGACAAGGAGUUCCUGGAGGCCUCCAUGGCCGUGGACCCUAAGGACAAGAUGAUCACCGAGGGCCACAUCGAGAAGUACAUUCUGCGCAAGGCCUUUGACACCACUGAUGAGCCCGAUAACACCCCUUACCUCCCCGACAAGAUCCUGUGGCGCCAGAAGGAGCAAUUCUCUGACGGUGUUGGAUACGGAUGGAUCGACGGUCUGAAGGACACCGCCGAGCUGCAUGUCACUGACGAGAUGAUGGCGAACCCCAAGCCCGAGUGGGGUACCGAUAUUCCCGACACCAAGGAGGCUUACUGGUACCGUACCAUGUUCGAUGAGCAGUUCCCGCCUUACUGUGCCGGCACCGUUGAGCGAUGGACCCCUACCUGGUCCAAGCAGAGCGAUCCUAGCGGCCGAUCGAUCGCCACCCACAACCAGAAGUACACUCACAUUGAUUCGUAA
Molecule: messenger RNA, 1698 nt
Organism: Penicillium odoratum
Lineage: Eukaryota; Fungi; Ascomycota; Eurotiomycetes; Eurotiales; Aspergillaceae
Product: asparagine synthetase B
Exons: 8
Coding region: 1-1698 (565 amino acids)
Cellular component (GO): cytosol
Molecular function (GO): asparagine synthase (glutamine-hydrolyzing) activity
Source: RefSeq, a predicted model, not a curated record